AUGGACACAAAUCCUAAAACUAAAACUAAGAGUGAAAAUAAAAAAAUUAAGGCAAAGUUUAUCCAUAAUCAUGGACAGAAGCCGUCUCUAAUUCAAAUCACCCCUCCAAUGCUAUCCAGUACUCUGUUCCACGCGUAUCCAUUAUUGUUGAUAUUCGAUAAUGCACUCGCCAAUAUAAUGUGGUUAUCUGACGACAAGUGUUUGCCGUUCAUUUAUUUAACGAGCAUAUGGCUAACAAUAAGUUUUUUCAUUCCCAUUCAAACAGAAGCAACCUCAGUUUUACCAUUCACUAGCCUCUUGAGACUAUGGCUUGGUAUUAUAAGCGGAGUAUUCCUAUUCUCAUCAUUUAUGUAUUAUAUUGUUUCAUUGAUUGCUUCAUUGAAAGACACGGAACCUCCUACGCUGGAUGAAAUUGUCGUGUUACUAGAGUCUGUAUUGGGUAAACUAGAAGUACUAAGAAAUGAGUUGAAUGUUUGGAAAAAACUGAAGUUUUCAUUUAAUGGGGUCAAUGAGAAGUGUUCAAACAAGAGGCUUUUUUCCAGGUUGUUCAUACUGGGUACAAUCUGUCAAAUUAUUAUCAUGAGAUUCAUAUCGGUGGGAGCCUACACUAGAUUUUUCGUUGUCAGUACAUUGGUAUACCAUUCGACUAGUUUUCAAGCUACCUUAAGGUUGCUUUGGAGAUUUAUUCUUGCCAGAAGUUUUUAUUAUUUGGGGUCCAAAACUUUCACGGUUCGGGAUUGGUCAUCAAAUUGCUUGACUAUGGAACAAAUUAUCACUUUAUCACAAGAAGCAACGAUUGCAGCGCCGUUAAUAGAAGUAUUGCCAAGAUUACUUCACGAAAAGAAAAAUGAUGAUCACAUCCGUAUUCUACGACUAAUACUCAGUGAACAAAAAGAUGACUUCCAAGACCAAGACCUCCAAGUAUUAGAAAUUGAAGUUAACGAAAACCAGAGAAAAUGGUAUCGAGAUAAGCAUUGGAGUACAAAAUUAUUGCCUUAUGAGAGGCAAAAUUUUUCCAUAGAAAUUAAGAAUGCUGAUGGAUCAUCAAUUCUGAGGAAUUGCUUGUCAACAGUCAAGCUUGGCGAACAAAAACUACCCAAUAGUUGGCAUUGGAUCAAUGACAACUGGGAGAGAACUGAUUGGGUAUAUUCUGAUUCGGCAUGGAAAGAAAUUGGAAAAUAUAACUCUUUAGAGAGUUGUACCAGGUCAAGGAGAUGGAAGCGACGCCUCUUUCAUUUGUAA
This is a messenger RNA of Saccharomyces kudriavzevii IFO 1802, 1242 nucleotides long. It is a transcript of the gene PEX32, whose product is annotated as Pex32p. The record is from RefSeq and is a predicted model, not a curated record. The transcript has a single exon. The coding region runs from base 1 to 1242 and encodes 413 amino acids. Gene Ontology annotation, biological process: peroxisome organization. Lineage: Eukaryota; Fungi; Ascomycota; Saccharomycetes; Saccharomycetales; Saccharomycetaceae. Gene Ontology annotation, cellular component: peroxisomal membrane.